AUGAUGGAAUCAGCUAUUUUAAAUACUAAAAUAUCAAGAUUAGAAAUAUCUUUUUUCAAGUCUUUUGCUGGAGUUAAUAAAAUUUAUCCUUUCGAAUUAUUAAACGGCGUUUAUGGUUUAAAUGGAUCAGGUAAAUCGAACUUUCUUGAUGCUUUCGCUUUUUGUUUCAAUGAAAAUUUACGAAAAUUACGAAUUCGUAAUGCUAAACAGCUUAUUCAUAUUCAUGCUGACGAAUCAGAAAAGACAUAUGUAAAAUGUACGUUUUCAUUCGCGGACUUGACUGAAAAGUCAUUUACCAAGGAGAUUGUUGGUUCUUCAUUCAAUUAUUCAAUCGAUGACCAAGAAGUAGAAGAAAAAACAUACGUGCAAGAGUUGAUAAAUAUUGGCAUAAAUAUAAAGAAUAAUAUUAUCGUAUAUCAAGAAGACAUUCAGGCAAUCGCUUCUUUAAAUGGAAAAAAUUUAACAAAUUUAUUUGAAAGAGUUAGUGGCUCUAUUUCUUUUCGCAGAGAUUAUCAAAGUUUGUUGAGCCAGGUAGAGCAAGCUAGACUCGAUGGAAAGAAAUCAUUUAAUAACAAAAAAGAGUUGCUCACUACUCAAAAACGCCUUAGAGAUAUAUCAAAAACUAAUAGAAUUUCACAUGGACUUCAAGAACACUAUGAAAAGUAUUUAAAAAAAUUUAUCCUUGCCAAUUUGUAUAUUUUGGACGUAAAUAUAAAGACGGCAGAGAAAAACAUACAAAAGCUGUUGAAAAUAAAAGAAAAAAAAGAAAAUAAGAUCAAAGAACGAGAGCGAAUUUUAAAGGAAUUACAAAAGAAUAUUGAAAGUUCUGAAAAAAAAAUUGAAAAAUAUGAGCUUCAAGCUUCAGUAAAUUUUUCGAAAAAAACAACGGUUAGAGCUAACUUUGAAGAAUUGAAUGAACAGAUUGUGAAAGAUAAGAAAAAAAUAGAAUCUGCAAAAAAAAAUCUUGAAAAAGCUCAAGAAUUUGAUGAGUCACGUGCAAAAGCAAUAAAAGAGCUGGAGGAUGCUUUGAAAAUUGAAAAUGAGAAGAAAAAAGAAUAUUUAGAUGCGUCGAAUCACGAUCCAGAUUAUUGGGAAAAAAUGGAACAACAGGAAAAUGAGUAUCAGCGCUUAAAAACUAUUGUUUCGGAGAAAAAUGUGGCUAUUAUUCAAGCAUUAGAUAUAUUAGAAUAUAGACGCAGAGGAUUUGAUAAUCAAAUGGAAAAUUUUCACCGUCAACUGAAUGACCUUAAUAACAAAUUAGAAAUGCAGAUCAAAUUACUUUCAAACAAUGAGAGUGGACUAAAAGAAAUUGUCAACAAGAUAAAAGAAAUUGAAAAGGAAUCGGAAGAAGUUCGUCAAGAUGUUAAUAAAUUAAAAAUGGACACCGAAACAUCAGAAAAACAACGAAUAGAAUUGAUGACAAAGCUUGAUGAAAUUGAUGAAAAAAUACAUUCUCUUAAAUUAGAUAAAUCACAAAUUCAGAUAGCUAAAUGGGAAGAAGAAACAUUAGAAUAUUUGAAGAAAACCGUCAAAGGAGUGUUCGGGCGUAUGUAUCAAGUCUGCGAGCCUAUUCAUAAUCGUUAUAAAAUUCCAAUGGCUAAAGUAUUUGGUCAUUUCUUCUCGGCUAUCAUAGUUGACACUAGAAAAACAGCUAUGAAGUGCGUUGAGAUUUUAGAGCAAAGUUGUCUGACAUACGAAAAAUUUCUUCCUCUUGAUAGUCUUGAUGCUCCUGUACUACAAGAGCGCUUGCGUGAUCCAAGUUUGUAUGACAGUAUAAAUAAUGUCAAGCUGUUGUAUGACGUUUUACAAUUCCCGACAGAAAUAAGUCGUGCUGUUUUAUUCGUCACUAAAAACACCCUUGUUUGUGAAUUGUCAAAGGAAGCAAACCAUGUCGCUUAUGAUUUGAAAUCUAAAAAUAAGCAUAACUGUGUAUCUUUAGAUGGGACUUUUUACAAAACAAACGGAUCAUUUUCUGGUGGAAAGAGUUCAAUUAGCAAAAGAGUUCAAUUAAUUGAUUCUCAGAUGUCUGAAAAUUUGAAAACACGAAAAAAAGAAAUCAUGAACGCUAUUAAAGAAGGGCAAAAAUAUUUAGACAAUCAAUCUGAAUUAAAAUCAUUAGAAUCAAAACAGAAUAAUCUUAAUUGGAAAAUAAAAUAUUUAAAAGAUGCUUACAACAAAAUGGAAUCCGAGUGUAAUGAAUUAAAGGAAAGUAUUUCAAAAUUAACUGAUGAAAAGAAACAUUUACAGCUUCAAUGUGACGAAAUACAAAAAGAAUUGGAUAAAGUUCAUUUGGAAUGUCAAGAGCUUCAAAAUCAGAAUGCUUCUAUAGAAAAUAAAAUUUAUCAAGACUUUUGUAAAAAUCUUGGCAUAAAAUGUAUCAGUGAAUAUUUAAAUCAAUCACGACUUCAAGAAGAAAAAAAAUCGAAUUUACGCAAAAUUAAAGAACAAAUUGAACGAAUCGAAAGUUGUAUUGAGUAUGAGUCUAAUAAAAAUACCUCAAACAAUGUUAAAAGGUGGAGUGAUGUUGUUAAAAAUUUGGAAAAUGAUUUACUCGAUAAGAAAACAACGAUGAAAGGAUUAGAAAAAGAUUUACAAGCACUGGAAAAAGAAGAACAGUUAGAUAAACAAAAAUUAGAUCCGUUGAUUGAAGAGCUAAAUAUCAAUGUCACUGAAUUAAAAAAAUUACGAGCUGAUAUUGAGAAAGAUAAAAAUAGUAUUCCUCAAUUAUUAUCCCAAAUCCAAAACCCAAGUGAAAAUGGUGCUACUUUAAAAGCAGAUUUUCAUGAUUGGAUUUUGAGAGCAAAGAAUGAGAUGAUUGAAUUGCCGCUCUUAGAAAAUGAUAUUUCUCUAAACGACCUUUACGAAUUAAUUGAGUCUGUGGAGCCUGAAGACUAUGACUCUCAAAAGCUAGAAGAAAUAUACAACCUUGAACAAAAUCUGUGUUUUAAUUACGAAUCUUUACUAGAAGAUUCCGCAGAUGGUGGUAAUAUCGAUGAAUUGCUGAAAGUUUAUGAAGAUGAACUUGCUAGCUUACGCCAGAAAUUAAUUGCAAUGCCUACGAGUUCGACGGUGGAAUCUGAAUUGGAUGAAGUUAAAAAAAAAAUAGAUCAACUCAAUAAAGAGCACAGGGAACAUUUAAAAGAAUUAAAGAAACUCACCAGUGAAUUUGAAAAAGUGAAAAAAUUAAGAUAUGAUACAUUCAUGGAAUCUUUUGAAUCAAUCAGAGAGAAACUAGGAGCAGUUUAUAAAAAAAUAACAGGUCGUAACUCAGCUCAAGCAUUUCUGCUUACAGUGAACCCGGAAGAACCAUAUUUAGAUGAAAUUAAAUUUAAGUUUGUACCACCCAAUAAGCAAAAUCGUGGUCCCGUUGAGCCAUCGGGAGGUGAAAAGACUCUUGCUGCUUUGUCUUUAUUAUUUUCCAUUCAUGGAGAUCAACAUGUCCCGAUACUUUUAUUGGAUGAAAUUGACGCUGAUUUGGACAAAAAAAAUGUAAAUAACGUCAUUAAGUACUUAAACGAAGCUAAAAAGGACCAACAAAUUAUUUUUAUAUCACACAAUGAUAGUGUAAUAAAAUGCGCGGACCGGGUUUCUGGUUUUUAUGCUGCUACAAAAAGUGAUCAUAGCAAACGCACUAUAUAUGUGAGCCUUGAUUUAAAUAAAUACAAAAACAAUUAA
Molecule: messenger RNA, 3675 nt
Organism: Cotesia congregata
Lineage: Eukaryota; Metazoa; Arthropoda; Insecta; Hymenoptera; Braconidae
Source: the annotation of a GenBank genome assembly